Archocentrus centrarchus (flier cichlid) is the source of this 4282-nucleotide messenger RNA. It is a transcript of the gene sec24a, whose product is annotated as SEC24 homolog A, COPII coat complex component. Lineage: Eukaryota; Metazoa; Chordata; Actinopteri; Cichliformes; Cichlidae. The transcript has 24 exons. The record is from RefSeq and is a predicted model, not a curated record. Bases 321 to 3803 code for a protein of 1160 amino acids. Gene Ontology annotation, biological process: endoplasmic reticulum to Golgi vesicle-mediated transport; COPII-coated vesicle cargo loading; intracellular protein transport. Gene Ontology annotation, cellular component: COPII vesicle coat; endoplasmic reticulum exit site. Gene Ontology annotation, molecular function: SNARE binding; zinc ion binding.
GAUCCCAGCUUCCGGUGAAAGAGGAGAAGUGUCUCAUACGAUUACUCUGACCAGGCCCAUCGUUACUCACCCGUAGAUAGCCGAACGGGUUUUUUUGAUAAUAGCGAUGGGCUUGUGAUCGUCCACAAGUCACCUAAUCAACUUUUUUGAGAAAGUAGGAGACGUCGCCGCGGACGCCGUUUUGAGCAGGCGACGCACCGUCAGAGCUACAGGUUUAAACGUUACCCGCGACUGUCAGCCAGCUAGUUAGCCAGCUAAAGACGCAGCUAGCUUUUCGCCAACCAAGCACCUCUAAAUUAGAUCCUGGUGUCUGUUUCAAGAUGUCAACUGCGGGGUUCAACUCUCAGAAUGGGACAGGGACAGGGCAGGCGUACGCGAAUGGUCCAUCACAGAAUCCAGUUGCCCUGCAGCAGCCACCGGGGGUUAGUUAUGGGAUGACUCAUCAACCAACAUACAAUCCAAUGCAGGCCAAAGCUCCCGCACCCCCUGGCCCUGGACUUUACCCUGCUGGGCCAUACCAGCCUGUUCCCCCAGUUAGCUCAUAUCAACCAGGCCCACCACCCACUUCCUACCCAUCCUCUCCAGGCCAUCCGCUGUUGCCCAGACCUCCAAUGGGUGGUCAUCCAUCUCAUACCCCCCCUCAGUCUGCCAGCCCCAGCCCUGGUCCUAGAAUUCCUCCUGGACAGGCAACACCCCCGCCUCCUGCUGUGUCUUCUAGUAGCUACUACCCCAACCCUCAGCAGCCCAUGGCUCCAACAUGGCAGUACAACACACCUACCCCACCACUGGGGCCAGCCACUUCCAUUAGUGCACCUCCAGUGGGACCUGUGGCAAAUCAUGUGAAUCCAGCUGCAAGCUUAUCAGGGCCAUCCCCACCAUCAUCAUCAGCUUACAGCUCAGGACCACCACCGCCCAGCAUCUCCCACAGCGCCACCCAACCCCCAGGCCCAGGGAUGCCUCCCACCUCUCGGCACGGAUAUACUCAGCCAGGUGUUGCACCUCCACCAAUGAAUCCCAUGGCUCCCCACACAUACCAAGGCCAGCCGAGCAGGCCUGCUUAUGGGACUUCACUUACAGGCCCACCACCUUCAGGCCCACCACCAACAAUGAAACCCACACCGCCUCCCACUGGACCCCCAGUGGCUAAUGCCACACCUCCACCACCUAAAGCAGAUGCUCAGUGCGGGGACGUUGUUAACAGCACUCUUUCCCCCACUGAUCCAGACAGCCAGGAAGGGGAUAUUGAAUGUCCAGGAGCUGUGGCUGGCAAUGGCCCACAAGCACCAAACAGCUAUAAUCAUCUUGACAACAAAAUGGCUGGUCCGACUCCGACUGGACCGCCCGGUCGGCACUUGGGUCACUACCCGUCCCUCCCUCCUGGGUACCAGAACACCUCAGCUCCACACGCCACCCCUCCCAUGCACCCUGCGAUGCAAGCCGCCACGCAGCCUUACACUCAAGCACCUCAGCCAUACCAGCAGCCACCUGGUGGCCCAGGGCCAGCUCAGCUGAGCCCAUCAUUAGCAGCCAUGAGCCUCCAGUCCAGCACCCCGGAGGCCCUGAGAGUAGUCAACCUCCUGCAAGAAAGGAACCUGCUGCCACCAACCCCAAUCCCUGCCCCGACACCCUGCCUCACCCAGGACCUGCAGAAACUCAACUGCAGCCCAGAAGUUUUUCGCUGUACACUGACCAGCAUCCCUCAGACCCAGUCUCUGCUCAAUAAAGCCAAGAUGCCGUUGGGCCUGCUGCUUCACCCCUUCAAAGACCUCUCGCAACUUCCUGUUGUGACAUCCAGCACCAUUGUAAGGUGUCGGUCCUGCAGAACCUACAUCAACCCCUUUGUGUCUUUCCUGGACCAGAGAAGGUGGAAGUGCAACCUGUGUUAUCGGGUUAAUGAUGUUCCAGAGGAGUUCAUGUACAACCCAGUCAGCAGAUCAUAUGGAGAACCACAUAAAAGACCUGAAGUCCAAAAUGCCACCAUUGAGUUCAUUGCUCCUUCAGAAUACAUGCUGAGGCCACCGCAGCCUGCUGUUUACCUCUUUGUUCUGGAUGUAUCCCACAAUGCAGUGGAGACAGGCUACCUAAAUGUGUUCUGUCAGUCACUGCUGGACAACAUCAAUUCACUUCCAGGAGACUCACGGACAAAGGUAGGCUUCAUCACCUUUGACAGCACCAUCCACUUUUACAACCUCCAGGAGGGACUUUCCCAGCCUCAGAUGCUAAUCGUGUCUGACAUAGAAGAUAUCUUUUUACCAACACCAGACAGCCUUCUAGUAAACCUCAAUGAAUGCAAAGAGCUUGUGCAGGAUCUGCUGAAGAGCUUGCCAAAUUUAUUUGAGAAGACGAUGGAGACCCAGUCCGCCCUGGGUUCAGCUCUGCAAGCAGCCUUUAAGUUGUUGUCCCCCACUGGAGGACGCAUGUCUGUGUUUCAGACUCAGCUGCCUAACCUCGGUGUGGGGGCACUGCAGUCAAGAGAGGACCCCAACCAGCGGGCAUCUGCCAAGGACAUCCAGCACUUAGCCCCAGCGACAGACUUCUACAAGAAGCUGGCUCUGGACUGCUCCGGCCAGCAGGUGGCUGUUGAUCUGUUCCUGCUCAGCGCUCAGUACUGUGACCUGGCAUCUCUCGGCUGUAUAUCCAGAUAUUCAGCAGGGAGCGUUUACUACUAUCCAUCCUACCACCACCAGCAUAACCCAGCUCAGGUUGAGCGCUUCCAGAAGGAUCUGAAGAGAUAUUUAACCAGGAAAAUUGGUUUUGAGGCCGUCAUGAGGAUACGCUGCACCAAAGGUCUGUCCAUCCACACGUUCCACGGAAACUUCUUUGUGCGCUCCACAGAUCUGUUGUCCCUCCCCAACGUCAACCCAGAUGCUGGCUUUGCUGUUCAGAUGUCCAUCGAGGAAAACCUUGAUGACAUGCAGAUUGUCUCUUUCCAGGCUGCACUUCUGUACACCUCCAGCAAAGGAGAGAGGAGGAUCCGCGUGCACACUUUGUGUCUUCCUGUGGUUAAUUCUCUGUCAGAUAUCUUUGCUGGGGCAGAUGUUCAAGCCAUCACUGGGCUGUUGGCUUGCAUGGCUGUGGAUCGUUCAGUGACAGCCAGUCUGAGUGAUGCAAGAGAUGCAAUGACCAAUGCUGCCAUUGACUCGCUGAUGUCUUACCGGCAGUCUGUGUUGACAGUCCAGCAGCCCGGCCUGCUGGCUCCGGCCUGCCUCAGACUCUUCCCGCUCUACAUCCUCGCCCUGCUCAAACAGAAAGGCUUUAGGACAGGCACCAGCACCAGGCUGGAUGACCGGGUGUUUGCCAUGCUUCAGCUGAAGUACCAGCCACUGGCCUACGCCAUGCUGAUGAUCCAUCCUGCUCUGUACCGUGUCGACGACCUGACUGAUGAGGGUGCUUUGAACAUCAAUGAGCGGACCAUCCCUCAGCCCAGACUGCUGCAGCUGUCUGUAGAGAAGCUCAGCAGGGAGGGAGCUUUCCUCAUGGAUGCUGGAACUGUGAUGUAUUUGUGGAUUGGACGAAACUGCCACCCCAACUUCCUCACACAAGUCCUAGGAGUUCCAAGCUAUGCAGCCGUGCCUGAUAAUCUGUAUCUGCUCCCAGAACUGGAUACUGCCGAGUCGCAGAGAACCAGAGCUUUCAUUGGUUGGCUGAGAGAUCAGAGGCCGUUCUUCCCCUCCCUGCAUAUCAUCAGGGACGAGAGCCAGCUGAAAGCCAGCUUUAUGCAAAACAUGAUCGAGGACCGAACAGAGUCGGCCCUGUCGUACUACGAGUUCCUUCUCCACCUCCAACAGCAAAUCUCCAAAUAAUCUUCAAUGAGGCGGCAGAGACGAGGGAACACUGAAGCAAGGAUGUGCAUAGGUGUAUGUGUGCGCGUAUAUAUGUAUAUUGUGUGAGUGCGUGUAUGUGUGCGAGUGAGCAGCAAAAGCAGUGAGACCGCACUCAAGGUUGCUGCUUGGUCCAUCUUCCGCUGCGGUCCAUCCCAUCUCUGAGGAAAACCGGAGCUGAACUUACUUAAGGCAUCAGCCCAAUCAUGUUAUGUGACGAGGAUGUGAUAAGUAAAUUGAUUCUGAUGCUUAGUGGGCACUUUUUAACCCUGCUGAAGAAAGCAAGAAAUCCAGAAUGAUUAUUGUGUCAAUGAUCGAACGAAUCAGUGUUUAUGCUCACAGAACAAUGCUGUCUAACUGAGGCAUCACUCAGAAACAGUGCAGGAAAACAGAUGUGUGAAGUGUUUUUUUUUUUUUUGUUUGUUUGUUUGUUUUUUCCUUAGGUUCAAAAAAAAAAAAAA